Molecule: messenger RNA, 1099 nt
Organism: Doryrhamphus excisus (bluestripe pipefish)
Lineage: Eukaryota; Metazoa; Chordata; Actinopteri; Syngnathiformes; Syngnathidae
Product: lipopolysaccharide-induced tumor necrosis factor-alpha factor homolog
Cellular component (GO): cytoplasmic side of late endosome membrane; nucleus; cytoplasmic side of lysosomal membrane
Molecular function (GO): zinc ion binding
Source: RefSeq, a predicted model, not a curated record
AAAUACAUUAAAUACACAGUGAUUAGUAUCAUUACUAUUUGACCCCUCAUUGCCUUAGCUUUGCAUUAUGGGUAACAUUUUCUCCAACCAAUCAGAGAGAGUUCAAUUAGUCAUGUCACCUGGCAGGCCUGCAGGCAUAGUAAACUCACACAACACAUUUGCUCUAUAAGCAAACAUGGAGUCCUUUUCCAACAUGGAUGAGCACUUUCCCACACCGCCACCGUACUUCCUACCAGAUGGGCAAGAUGUGAAGGUUUAUCACGUUCACUCACCCUUCAGAGCGCCUUUUCCUCCUUUUCCUACUUCUCCUACUUCCCUUUCUCCUGGAGGAGGAUGUUCUACGCAGUCACUCCCGCAAGUGUCUGCACCCCCUCUCUCCACCCCCAGGCCCAAGUUCGUGAGCUACGAGACCGAGUUGCAUCGCUCUCCUGCUCCGACCACAUGUCCUUCCUGUCGCGCCCAAGUCACCACCAGGGUCACCUUUCGGACGGGAAGACACGCGUGGCUCAUGUGUCUCGUGUUGGCGCUGUGCGGGUUGGUGCUGGGCUGCUGCCUCAUUCCCCUCCUGGUCCAGCAUUUUAAAGAUGCCCACCACAGCUGUCCCAGAUGUUAUCGUGUGCUUCAUGUGCAGCGCAGAACUUGCUGUCACUGAUAGCUGCUUUUACUUUUACAUUGGCGGUCCUCGCCUUCUUAAAUGGAUGAUAUUUUUCAAGCACAGAAAUAAAUGUUAAAAAUGUAUUUUAUGAGUGAGUGAGUGAUCUAUCCUACAUGCUAACCACUCAGCCGCCGUGUGACCCAAACCCAACGGGAAUUCCUUAUUUUUAAAUGAAAAUCUUCAUAUUUGGAGGAUGGAACACCUGUUUUUAACCUUCUAAAUAUACUUUUAAACAUUAGAGCACUCCAGACACAAAAUAACACCCCUAUUGUCACCUUAACACUCCCAUUAGCCAAUAUGGUAGACAUAGUAAGCGAAAGUAAGACACACAAUACUUGCUCUGGUGUGUGUUGCUGUAAAUGUGUUUUGGUGCUAGGGAACCUGGGCAGGUGACGGACAGGAAGUGGUAAUGGGGCUUCAGAGUCGAGUAGCAGCAGUAGACCG